ACACCUAGUAGUCGCGAAGCUGCCUCAUUAAACACAUAUACCAGGUGUGCUGGGUACUGUGUGUGUAUAGAAACGAAGAACGAAAGAAAUAAAAAAAAAACAAAUUCUCAUUUAAAUGUUACAAAUCUAAAGAAUUGUCGAAAAAAUUAUUUAUUUUUUUUUUGUUUUAAUUUAUUAGAGUUAAUUUUAGAGGUUAAACUAUAAAUUCUGUGAAUAGCCAUUAAAAUAAUAAUGGCGCGUUCAUUCCAAAUUAUUGGAAUUGUUGCGCUAUGUGUGAUUAUCGCAAACGCUGCGACACGAGUAAAACGACAAGAUGAUGAAGAUGGUGAUGCCCAAAGUACCGAAGAAUUGUGCCAGGACCGACCUGGUGACGAGUAUUUCCGAUUAACGACCGAUGGCGACUGUCGUGAUGUAGUCAGGUGUGAUAAUGCUGGAGAAAAUGGUAUAACUAGACUUGCAUCGGUGCGCUGCCCUACCGGUCUUGCGUUUGAUGUUGAACGUCAGACAUGCGAUUGGAGAACAAACGUUAAAAAUUGUAAACAAUUAGAGAAACCCCGAAAGGUACUUCCCAUAUUGAAGACAGAUGAACCAGUAUGUCCGGAAGGAAAACUAUCCUGCGGUAAUGGCGAAUGUGUUGACAAGGAAUUGUUCUGCAAUGGAAAACCAGAUUGUAAAGACGAAUCAGAUGAAAAUGCUUGCACGGUUGAUUUGGAUCCGAACAGAGCACCAGAAUGCGAUCAAACUCAAUGUGUUCUACCCGAUUGCUUCUGUUCAGCCGAUGGAACCCGAAUUCCCGGCAACAUUGAACCGGUUCAAGUACCGCAAAUGAUAACGAUCACUUUCAACGGAGCCGUUAACGUCGACAAUAUCGACUUGUACGAAGAUAUUUUCAACGGAAAUCGUCAAAAUCCCAAUGGUUGCUCCAUCAAAGGAACAUUCUUCGUUUCGCACAAAUAUACCAACUACUCUGCCGUUCAAGACUUGAAUCGCAAAGGUCACGAAAUUUCUACGUUCUCCCUGACACACAAAGACGAUCCGAACUACUGGACUCAUGGAACAUAUGACGAUUGGUUGGCUGAAAUGGCCGGCGCACGAUUAAUUAUCGAACGGUUUGCUAAUAUCACAGAUGGUUCAAUUAUCGGAACACGAGCUCCUUACUUGAGAGUCGGUGGCAACAAGCAAUUCGAAAUGAUGGCUGACCAAUUUUUCGUAUAUGACGCCUCCAUCACAGCUUCGUUGGGACGAGUUCCAAUUUGGCCAUACACACUUUACUUCCGAAUGCCGCAUAAGUGCAACGGCAACGCUCACAACUGUCCAUCAAGAAGUCAUCCAGUUUGGGAAAUGGUUAUGAAUGAAUUGGAUCGUCGUGAUGACCCAACUUUCGAUGAAUCGCUACCUGGUUGUCACAUGGUUGACUCAUGUUCGAACAUUCAAACCGGAGAACAAUUCGGACGUCUUUUGCGUCACAAUUUCAACCGUCACUACAAUACCAACCGUGCCCCAUUGGGUCUACAUUUCCAUGCAUCUUGGUUGAAAUCGAAGAAGGAAUUCCGCGAAGAAUUGAUCAAAUUCAUCGAAGAGAUGUUGGGCCGCAACGAUGUUUUCUUUGUGACAAUGCUUCAAGUCAUCCAAUGGAUGCAAAAUCCAACCGAAUUGAAUUCGCUGAGAGACUUCCAGGAAUGGAAGGAAAAGUGUGAUGUUAAGGGACAAGCCUAUUGCUCGUUACCGAAUGCGUGUCCGUUGACCACUCGAGAAUUGCCUGGUGAAACUUUGCGUUUGUUCACUUGCAUGGAAUGCCCGAAUAACUAUCCAUGGAUCCUCGACCCAACUGGUGAUGGAUUUUCGGUUAAAUAAUUUAUCACAAAGAGUCUGAAUUUUUUGUUAUGUUGAUAAUAAUUUUAAGCAGCGUGUAGCGUGUUCUCGAUUGACUCAAUAAAAUUGAAUGGAAGAUUUUAUUGAUGGAUGAAAAAAA
Bradysia coprophila is the source of this 1972-nucleotide messenger RNA. It is a transcript of the gene verm, whose product is annotated as LDLa and CE4_CDA_like_1 domain-containing protein vermiform. Gene Ontology annotation, cellular component: extracellular region. Gene Ontology annotation, biological process: carbohydrate metabolic process. The record is from RefSeq and is a predicted model, not a curated record. Lineage: Eukaryota; Metazoa; Arthropoda; Insecta; Diptera; Sciaridae. Gene Ontology annotation, molecular function: protein binding; chitin binding.